This is a messenger RNA of Colletotrichum truncatum, 267 nucleotides long. RefSeq lists its product as uncharacterized. The record is from RefSeq and is a predicted model, not a curated record. NCBI's taxonomy places the organism in Eukaryota, Fungi, Ascomycota, Sordariomycetes, Glomerellales, Glomerellaceae.
AUGAUGGCUAUUAUUGUUGUAGUUGUGGCAUUCGUCGGUCUGAUGAGCACCACAGAGUGCGCAAGUUUCGCGUUGGAGAGCCAGUUUGGCGCAACUUCUGCAGUUCAUGUCAUGUCAAGCACCUUUACAGCGACGAUUACAAGAAGCUCACUCGGUAUGGCAAUUUUUGCUACGGUUGCGGUUUUGCUCGGUCAUCCCGUUUCAACAAAGAGCAUCCCAUCCAACCUGGCCAGGAGCCCGUCAAAAGCUUCUGUGCCCAUUGCAUGA